Messenger RNA from Vollenhovia emeryi, 1044 nucleotides. RefSeq names its product OCIA domain-containing protein 1 (gene asrij). Gene Ontology annotation, cellular component: endosome. The coding region runs from base 170 to 892 and encodes 240 amino acids. The record is from RefSeq and is a predicted model, not a curated record. The transcript has 4 exons. NCBI's taxonomy places the organism in Eukaryota, Metazoa, Arthropoda, Insecta, Hymenoptera, Formicidae.
GCGCGAGCGCCUUCGUUUCAGGCUAAACUUGAAUCCCGAUGUAGAGCGCACGGUUAUUUAUCAGUGUAGAGAUUUUGCUGUUGCUUACGUUUACAGCUGUAAUAAGCUGUCAGACGUAGGUCUUUCGCGUUCUGAUGCGAGUGAAAUUCUGUCGGCAUACUCGCGAGACAUGACGACUAUCGUGACGGACGUACAGCAGCCCGAUUAUCCCAAGUAUCAGCAAACGAAGAAUUUCGAGCUUACGCAGGAGGAGGCAGAAGUCUGGGUAGCGUGCGUGAACGGCUCGAGUAUCAUCAUGCCGACGUUCACUGUCGCGGCCAUGGGAUACGGGUUGUGCAAAUUAAGCUCGUUUCGCUCGUACGCCGGCUACGCCGGGAUAAUCAGCGGCAUGGUGGGCAUGAUAGUGGGUAGAAUAGUCAUCUCCCGAAAGUGUCUGAAGAAGGUCGCUUCCAUGCCGAACAGUACACUCACGGAGAGAUUGAUAGAAGCGGGUUACUACAGAGGCAGACCCAUGCCGCAUAGAGAGAGUUUAUAUUAUCGCGGCCCCCAAUCGCAGAGUGAGCUGACUGAAACUCAAAGCCCGGCGGAACCGUCUACAGGAGUAGUAUUCAACGAUUAUCCACAGAUGAACACAUACGAUACAUAUUCCAGUGACUUCCACGUUUCCGAGGACGCGGAACUGACGGAACCGACCAUCAAUCUGCAAAAAGGUGUCACCUACGACGAGCUGAGACGUAAAAAUCGGGACGAGUUUUACAAGAAAAGUACGCAAUGGCGUGCUUCCGGAGCGCCGACAGAACCUCCAGUAGAGAAAGCCAGACAGCAGGUUCCUACAGCCGACAACCCUCCGUCGAUGCAGGAGAAAACUAAAUACGGCGACGUGUGGGGUUGAAGCUUGCAAAUUAGUCAUUGGACUGUCAUUUGUUUAUCUCGACGUACUGUGAAUGCUACAUUUGUAUAUGUGUAUACAUAGAGAUGCGAGUCUGGUAAGGAAAAGUUGAGGGUUUGCUAAAUAUACGAAUAAAAUAAAUCACGUCCAGCAAU